Aethina tumida (small hive beetle) is the source of this 928-nucleotide messenger RNA. RefSeq names its product odorant receptor 49b-like. NCBI's taxonomy places the organism in Eukaryota, Metazoa, Arthropoda, Insecta, Coleoptera, Nitidulidae. Gene Ontology annotation, molecular function: odorant binding; olfactory receptor activity. The record is from RefSeq and is a predicted model, not a curated record. Gene Ontology annotation, cellular component: plasma membrane. Bases 223 to 777 code for a protein of 184 amino acids. Gene Ontology annotation, biological process: detection of chemical stimulus involved in sensory perception of smell; sensory perception of smell. The transcript is spliced from 5 exons.
UUUACUUGUUAUAGAAAAUAACUCGAAUUUAUUCAUAGGAUCGGAGAAAUUCAUCUUAACAGUCGUUCAUUUGUCAAUAAAUAAGUUGAUUCAAAAGAAAAAUUAUUAUAAAAUUAUAAUCCAAAUAAUAUUUCAGGUGUUGCAAAUGCAGCGAACUCGAGUGGGUCAGUCGACACAUUAAUUCCAGGACUGCUGUGCCAUGCGGCAGCACAAAUUCAAGUAAUGAAGGAUAAUCUUAUUCACCUCGACGAAAGGACGAACGAGGAAGUGAACAGGAUGCACACACAAUUGAAUAUGGACUCUAUAGAAUUGAAAAAUAAAUUGGUGUAUGAAAAAAUUGUCGAUUGUGUCAAGCAUCACAAAGCCAUAAAAAAAUAUGUUGAUAAAAUCGAAGAUGCCUACAAUCUAGUGCUAUUUACUCAACUAUUCGGGAGUAGUUUAGUAAUUUGUAUAUGUCUGUGGAGACUUGUGAUUGUUGAACCGGUUUCGCUGCCAUUUCUUCAAAUUUACGUGUUCUUGGUCACAAUGAACCUCGAGACAUUUUUGUUCUGCUAUUGGGCAACUGUGCUCUAUGAAGAGAGUGUAACAAUAAACAAUGCCAUUUACAUGGGAAAUUGGUACGUGUACGAUUUGAAGUCGAAAAAAGCUUUGUUGAUUUUAAUGGAAGGCGCAAAACGACCAAUGCAAAUAACCGCAGGCAACGUCUCAUUGGAUCUAUUUAUGGGGAUUUUGAAAAAGUCGUAUUCGAUAUUCGCUGUCUUGAAAAGUUUCACCUAAAUUAUGGAAACUAUUAGAUCAGUUGUUGAAAUACACUAAUGCACUUAUUUCACGCCCAAUUUUUCUCUUUUUGUGUUAUUUUUCAAAUAAUUUAGCAUUCACCGACGUAAGACGAUCAAGUAAUUUCACACUGAGUUUUGAAAUGGAUGGU